AUGGGAGUUAUCAAUAAGCUUUUAUUUGGCAUAUUCUCCAUAGCCCUAAUCUUAAGCACCCAUGUCUCUCAGGCCAGACCCAACAAAGAACCCCACCACCAGGACUUCAUAGAUGAACACAACAGAGCUCGAGCUGAGGUUGGUGUUGGUCCAAUCAAAUGGAACGACACCGUUGCAGCCUACGCCCAGAAGUAUGCGGAUUCGAAGAUUGAGACGUGUGAAAUGGUGCACUCACAGGGGCCAUAUGGUGAGAACUUGGCUGAAGGCUAUGGAGAAAUGACCGGCGGGCAGGCUGUGAAGUUUUGGGUGACUGAGAAGCCCAACUACGACUAUGCCUCCAACACAUGCGUUGGUGAUGUUUGUGGGCACUACACUCAGGUGGUUUGGCGCAAUUCGACUCAUGUGGGUUGUGCUAGGGCUAAGUGCAAGAAUGGCUGGAUGUUUGUGAUUUGUAGUUAUUACCCGCCUGGAAAUUAUAUAGGAGAGCGUCCUUACUAG
This is a messenger RNA of Prunus mume (Japanese apricot), 498 nucleotides long. RefSeq names its product basic form of pathogenesis-related protein 1-like. Gene Ontology annotation, cellular component: extracellular region. Lineage: Eukaryota; Viridiplantae; Streptophyta; Magnoliopsida; Rosales; Rosaceae. The record is from RefSeq and is a predicted model, not a curated record.